Cotesia glomerata is the source of this 1914-nucleotide messenger RNA. RefSeq names its product proton-coupled folate transporter-like. The transcript has 6 exons. Gene Ontology annotation, biological process: transmembrane transport. The record is from RefSeq and is a predicted model, not a curated record. Lineage: Eukaryota; Metazoa; Arthropoda; Insecta; Hymenoptera; Braconidae. Gene Ontology annotation, molecular function: transmembrane transporter activity. Gene Ontology annotation, cellular component: membrane. The coding region runs from base 315 to 1706 and encodes 463 amino acids.
CGAUUCCGUUCAUUUUUGUAAUAAUGUGUUGAUUAUAAAUAAUGACAGCGCAAAAAAAUAAUAAUCAGAGACAUAGAACAAAGAAAACUCCUAUUAGUUAUCUUGUUAAAUAGUCAUAACAUAAGUUAUAAUAAAAUAAACAGUCAGUUGACAGAUGUACGUCAGCAGUAUAACAUCACAAAUUUUAUAUAUUUAUACAUACAAUUUUACAUUAUAUUUAUAAACUUUUUAUACUUGGCUGUUGCACCUAAUUACACGUGUAACCUGUACAGUUUAAUACUUUUGUAAGUAAAAUAUUUUUACAAGUAUUUAAAAUGGAUAACGAGUGUGUUCAAUCAGUGAGAAAAGGAUGGAAACGUUUUACGUUGAUGGAACCACCAAUAUUUUUAUUAUUACUCGCCUAUGGAAUGACUGCCACUGUUUUCACUGAUUUGAUUGUCUACCAAACAUGUAGACAAAUGAUGGGGGAAAACAGAAAUAAUUGUGAUAUUUUGCAUACAAAUAGCAGCAGCGAUGAAGCAAAAGAAUUAGAUAAAAUUGUUCAACCCCAUGCAAGUUAUCUAAUUAUGUGUAAAUCUUUAAUUGAAGGUAUUGUACCGGCAUUUUUGGUAUUAUUUUUGGGGCCUUGGAGUGACUCUCACGGCCGAAAGCCGCUUUUAAUUAUGGGAUACUUUGCUCCGGUAUGUAAAUACACAAUAUUAACAAUUAUAAGUCAUCAAGAUUUGAAUCCAUGGAUAUACUUGUUGUCAUCAAUACCGACGUCGUUAAUGGGCGGAAUUUCAGUCCUUUUACUAUCAACAUUUUGCUACGUGUCUGACAUAUCAGAGCCGGAUAAACGUGCCUGGUACUUGGCAUGUUUAGAAUCUUCCCUUACAGCGGGUCUAGUUAUUGGCACACUUACUGGCCCAUUGAUUUUCCAAGCCUCCGGAUACGGUAGUUUAUUCCUCAUCGCUACUUUUCUUUGUAUAAUAUCUUUUUUUUAUAUUUUACUUUUCGUUCCUGAAUCUGUGAGAAAUGAAUCCAAUAAAUGGGGGAAUCCGUUUAAUUUUUCUCUUGUCAAACAAUUGGUAUUAACAUGUACCAAAAAACGACCAGGCUUGAAUCGCGGAUUACUUUGGGGUUGUCUGUUGGUUUUAUCAUUAUUCGUUAUAAUCUUUGAUGGUACAACGAAUAUUGAAUAUUUGUUUGCUAAUGCCAAGCUUGGUUGGAACACCGUUCAGUUUAGCAUGUAUAGCAGUUUAUCAAUGACAUUAGUAAUCUUUGGAACAAUUGUUGGUUUGAGAGUAAUGAAAAAUUUCAUGGGUUUUACGGACACCACUGAAGCGUUAAUCGGAAGUUUAUCUGGCUUCGCUGCAACCAUUACCUACUCUUUGACUUCAAAACCCUGGCACAUGUGGCUUGGAACUAGUUUAGGAAUAUUUACUGGCAUUAUUUCACCCACUACACGAUCUUUAUUGUCUAAAUCUGCUCCUGUUGACGACUUGGGCAAAGUAUUUUCACUUGUUACCUUUAUGGAAGCGUUAUUGCCUUUAGGAGGAGCGUCAUUGUACAGCUUGAUGUAUUCUUUAUACAUGUCAGUAUAUCCAUUACCGGCGUAUCUCUUUUCAGCUGGAAUAUAUUUUUUAAUGAUAAUUAUUAUCAUAAUAAUGGAUCGAAAAAUUGACAUACAUGAAUCACCUUAUCAGACAGCAAUUCAAGAAGACUGAUCUUUGAAAGAAAAAAAAACUCAGCAUAAUAUUACUCAUUUAUUAAUUUUAAUUUUUCAAUUAAGAUAGAUUAUUUUCUAGUUAAUUAAUACAUUAGUUACUUGACAUUUGUUUUUCACACAAAUUAUUUAAUAACAAAUCUGUGAUAUGAUAUCUAUAAAUUUCGAUUGUAUUUUUAUAAUAAAUAACACGAUAAUAUAGAAAAUAA